Messenger RNA from Dipodomys spectabilis (banner-tailed kangaroo rat), 2072 nucleotides. RefSeq names its product dishevelled binding antagonist of beta catenin 3 (gene Dact3). The record is from RefSeq and is a predicted model, not a curated record. Gene Ontology annotation, cellular component: cytoplasm. Gene Ontology annotation, biological process: negative regulation of canonical Wnt signaling pathway. Bases 14 to 1879 code for a protein of 621 amino acids. Lineage: Eukaryota; Metazoa; Chordata; Mammalia; Rodentia; Heteromyidae. The transcript has 4 exons.
GGGGGCCGCAGCCAUGAUCCGGGCCUUCUCGUUCCCGGUGAGCCCCGAGCGGGGCCGGCUGCGGGGCUGGCUGGAGGGGAGCCUGGCCGGGCUGUGCGAGUUGCACUGGCUCCGGGAACGGCAGGAGUACCGCGUGCGGCAGGCGCUGCGGCUGGCCCAGCCCGGGAUGGGGGGCGCCGGGGCCGAGGACGCCGAGGACGCCGACGAGGACGAGGACGCGGCGGCGGCGCGCCGGGCGGCGGCGGCGCUGGAGGAGCAGCUGGAGGCCCUGCCUGGGCUCAUAUGGGACCUCGGCCAGCAGCUGGGAUAUCUGAGCCUGGAACCCGGGGGCCUGGACCAGGAGAGCGGGCGCAGCUCGGGCUUCUAUGAAGACCGCAGCUGCACCCCAGGCCCAGAGUCACCACCCUCCACCUUCUGCGGGGACAGCGGCUUCUCAGGGUCCAGCUCCUAUGGACGCCUGGGGCCCUCAGAACCCCGGGGCAUCUACGCCAGCGAGAGGCCCAAGUCCCUAGGCGAUGCCAGUCCCAGCGCUCCGGAGUCGGUGGGCGCCCGGGCAGCUGUGCCGCGCUCCUUCUCGGCGCCCUACCCGUCGGCGGGGUCGGACUGCUCGUCGGCGGAGCGGCGGGCGCGCGCGGGCCCCUUCCUGACGCCGAGUCCGCUGCACGCGGUGGCGCUGCGCAGCCCGCGGCCCUGCGGCCGCCCGGCCUCCAGCUCCCCCGAGGCGGCGGCGGCGGGCGGCGGCGGGCGGCCCCUGGACGGCUACAUCUCGGCGCUUCUGCGCAGGCGCCGCCACCGGGGGGCGGGCCAGCCCCGGACCAGCCCCGGGGGCGCGGACGGGGUGCCGCGGCGCCAGAACAGCGUGCGCCAGCGACCCCCCGACGCGUCCCCGCCCCCCGGGGGCGCGCGGCCCGCGCGGGAGCCGUCGGCGGAGCGCGUCGGGGGCCGCGCCGCCAGCCCGGCCCCGCUGAGCCGCGCCUGGGCCUCGUCGUGGGAGGCGGAGGCGGCUGCAGAGCCCGCCGCCCCGGCGCCCCCCGAGCCCCCCGACAGCCCGGCGGAGGGCCGCCUGGUGAAGGCGCAGUACAUCCCGGGGCGCGCGGCCCGCCGCAAGGCGCCGCCGCUCACGCGCGGCCGCAGCGUGGAGCAGUCGCCGCCCCGGGAACGCGAGCGGCCGCGAGUGGCGGCGACCCCGGCGGCGGCGGCGGCGGCGGGGCGGCGAGGCCGCGCGCCCGAGGCCCCCGGACGCCGGGGCUCGCCCCGGGCCCGCAAGGCCGCGCGCUCCCAGUCCGAGACCAGCCUGCUGGGCCGCGCCGGCCCCGCGCCCUCCGGGCCGCCCAAGUACCCGACGGCCGAGCGCGAGGAGCCGCGGCCCCCGAGGCCCCGCCGCGGCCCCGCGCCGCCGCUGUCCGCCCAGGCCUCGGGCGCGUGCCGCCGGUGGCGCUCCACCGCCGAGAUCGACGCCGCCGAGGCGCGCCGCGCGCGGCCCCGCGCCGUCCCGGGGCCCCGCGCGCCCCCGGGCCCGGCCGCCCCGUCGGCCCCGCCGCAGCGCCGCCUGCUGUACGGCUGCGCGGGCAGCGACUCCGAGUGCUCGUCGGGCCGCGCGGGGCCGCUGGGCCGCCGGGGGGGCCCGGGCGGCGGCGCCUACGGCGAGAGCGCGUCGAGCGCCAGCGAGGCCGAGUCGCCCGCGCUCAGCUCGGCAUCCAGCGACUCGGACGGCAGCGCGGGGCUCGUGUGGCCGCAGCAGCUGGCGGCGGCCGCGGGGGGCGGCGCGCCCGCCGGGGGCCCCGCCAAGGUCUUCGUGCGGAUCAAGGCUUCUCACGCGCUCAAGAAGAAGAUCCUGCGCUUCCGCUCCGGCUCGCUCAAGGUCAUGACCACCGUGUGAAUCCGGGGGUUCGCUCGGGCUCCCCUUCACCCACCCCACCCCGCGUCCUGGCCUCCGCGCCGCCACAUGCCGGCCCAUCCGCACCCACCUUUCCAAAGACCGCCAUUGUGUGCGCGUGCGCAAAGACACUCUGCGCCCCUACCCCCCAGUCCAUGGCAAGCCCAGGCCGGCUGGAAAGCCCCCCCCACACACA